UAAUUAAUAAAUUUUAUAUGAAUACACCUAGUUACCGGGAAUUAAAACUAUUAUUAUUUUAAGUGAAGUGCAUACUACUCUGAAAAUAGCAGUUACCGAAGAAAUUACGUUACAUUUUGUGAUGGUGGUGCAGCAGUAGCGGGGAUGUUGCCGCUGCGGUUGCGGCGCGUGUGCGGUUUCGACGGCCGCACCAACGACGUGCUGUUCCAGCCCGCUAGUGCGCCCGAAGCGCGCACGCAGACGCUCGUCUUCUUUGGUGGAGAUGUGCAGGAUUACCCAGAGGUUAUGCAGGCGCAUCGAGAUAACAAGAACUACUUGAAAUGGAACUUGGAGAACACGGCUCGUAUGCUGGGGAAAGACUUCCCCUCGAAACACAUUGUGGUCAUUAGACCUGUUAGGAUAGAAUACAAGAGUUUCAGCUGCUACGACAACUUCGUGCCGAGCAACAACGCCGGAGUGCCCGACCACACGCCCACACACAAUGCGCUACAUCAUUUAGAAAGGUUAUUGCAAGGAGUGGGCAACAGACUGAGAGCGCAGCCGACCGUGGAGCUACUGGAAGCGAUGUCGGCAGUAUCGUUGCCGGAGGAAAUAGAUAUAGAGGAGCUACAUAACGCGUCGAUAAGAGGGCUUAGCUCUAACGGGUGUAGCGACAACGGCGCCGGCUGCAGUGACGGACACAAGCCUGGUCUAGACCCGCUGUGGUGGCGUGAGAAGUUGGCGCUGGACGAAAGCGCUCUCACCCUGGUGGGGUUCAGCAAAGGGUGCGUGGUGCUCAACCAGUGUAUAUACGAGUUCCAUUACACCAAGACCCUCACGCCUGGAGACGCGCAUAUGAUGAAGUUCAUAGAGCGGAUAGAGGACAUGUACUGGCUGGACGGCGGGCACGCUGGCGGCAAGAACACCUGGAUCACUUCGCGCAGCCUGCUCGAGACACUCACCAGGCUAGAUGUGAACAUCAACAUACACGUAAGUCCGUACCAGGUGCUGGACGAGGGCCGGCCGUGGAUCGGCCGCGAGGAGAAAGCCUUCACCGGUCUGCUCAAGAAACUCGGAGCUAAGGUGAGCCGCUACCUGCACCCGGUGGCGGGAUCGCCGCAGUCGCUGCAGACUCACUUCGACGUGCUCACGCGGUUCAAGGCCGCGCAAGAUGGCGGCCUGCCCUGAGCCCGCAAACGCGCGCACGCUCGCACACACACGCGUACGCACAGCAUGCACUAUCGAUCUUGUAUACGUAAAAAGAAAUAUUGAUCGAUGGAUGAAAAUGAAUUAGAGAAUUCGCAUUACAUAUUUACUCAUCAAGUUUUCAUCUGCCAUCUUGAAAAUGACACCUCAUUAUAAAAUAUCAAUUAUUGUUCAAUAUUAACGAUAUCUAGAAGGAGACCGAUAUUAAUGAGAUUGAGUUUAAAAUUAUGUUGUGUUAAAUUUAAGACAAAAUUAAUGAAUUGAGAUUUCGGACCGUCCGUAUCAUUAUAAGUUUAUACUUCAUAUUGAAGAUAAUUCUAUUAUAUAUAUUACAGUUAACUUAUUUUUUCUUGCAUGUUAUUCCCUUGUUCAUUAGGGCGCGUUCAGACAUGCUCGUUUUCUACGCGUACGCGAUUUUUUUUAAUAAAAUUAG
Messenger RNA from Aricia agestis (brown argus), 1618 nucleotides. Its product is annotated as UPF0565 protein C2orf69 homolog. Lineage: Eukaryota; Metazoa; Arthropoda; Insecta; Lepidoptera; Lycaenidae. The record is from RefSeq and is a predicted model, not a curated record. Bases 145 to 1167 code for a protein of 340 amino acids. The transcript is spliced from 10 exons. Gene Ontology annotation, cellular component: mitochondrion.